AUAAUAAUGAUAGCGAUGGGAGGGAGGCAGGCGGCCAUUUGGCUGAGGAGGCGAACCGUGUCGCUGGGGCCGGCCCUUUCCCUCUCCCUCUCCCCGAGGGCGGUUGAAGGAAGGCGGGAGGAGGCGGCGGGAAAAGGAAGCCCUGGGCGGCAGCAGCAGCAGCAGGGCCAGGAGCAGGAGAGGGGAAGGAAAAGGAUGGCCGACAGCGAUCCUCAGACUGGCAGAGCCCUCUCUCAGUUCGCAGAAAACCUACUGCAGCAGUUGCAGGAAAAUUUUCAAGCAAUGACUGACAAGCUAAAGUUAAGAAUGGAUGAAAUGGGCGAACGCAUAGAUGAUUUAGAGAAGCACGUUACUGGACUAAUGGCCCAAGCAGGGAUAGAAAAUGCCAGUGAAGAAAUAACGCACUAAAGAUGCCAUCAAGCUGACAAAAGUACUCAAAAAUAUACAGAUUUUAAGUAGGAUCUACAAUUCUACAAAACUUUACAUACUUCUCUAUGAUUGAUGAAUGAACAAACUGUACCUAUUAGGACAUCAGUGGCUACAGCAAUAUGAAACAUAAAAUCUCUAGAGCUUUUAUUACUGCUAUAUUAAAAUUUUUAAAUAUAUUUUUGUAGGAUUAAGACAAAUUUAACUUUGAAACCCUAUUCCCUAUAGUACUGGAUCUCACAAUGAUUUGUAUAUUUAUAAUAAUAAAAAUACCAAAGAACCACAGGAGGAUUUUGAAAACUAUGCCUAACAUACUCUUUAUAUGUUCUUUAAUUACUUUUUUGUAUUUGGUACCAAAAAGGAUUCCUCUGAGUUUGUUAGGCAUAAUAAUAAAAACAAACAUAUAUGCUUUGUUGAUAAAUUGAUUAAUCGAGAUUCCCCCCACACCUGAUAACAUAAUGCAUGAAAAAGUUUAAGAGCAUCAAAUUGGAAAAGAGCAUUCUAAAAUUAUCUUUACCAGAAAAGAUUUUCACACUGGCUGACCAAUUUUCCUACUUUGUGUGUUCAGAACUCUAACCACUGUGUGAUGUCCUGCCAGGACAAUUUGAAUCUCCCCCUGCAUUUUCUUUUGUGUUGGUUCAGGCCAUAGAAUAUUUUAGUGUAGGAAAAUUCAUUGUAUUAGUUGUGGGAGGAGCUUUA
Sceloporus undulatus (fence lizard) is the source of this 1125-nucleotide messenger RNA. It is a transcript of the gene HSBP1L1, whose product is annotated as heat shock factor binding protein 1 like 1. Lineage: Eukaryota; Metazoa; Chordata; Lepidosauria; Squamata; Phrynosomatidae. The transcript is spliced from 4 exons. Gene Ontology annotation, molecular function: transcription corepressor activity. The record is from RefSeq and is a predicted model, not a curated record. Gene Ontology annotation, cellular component: nucleus; cytosol. Gene Ontology annotation, biological process: cellular heat acclimation. The coding region runs from base 7 to 408 and encodes 133 amino acids.